GAAGAGAUAAUGGAUAAGACGACUGACAAAGAAAUGAAAAUACAAGGUUGAAGUUGUACAGUAACAAAUUGAACGGGUGUCGAUCCUAUCACAAUAACGGAGCUCUCUAUUAUAUACUAUACUAUACUGUUCUAUAGUUUUUUUUAUGUCUCUAAUAAUAAUUCCUGUUUAUAUUCUUAGAUAGUUUAAAGAAUAAAAGAGUGCAUCGCGAGAACGUUUAUCAUAAUUUAUUAAAAAUUCUUAGAAGAAUAAGAAUGAGAAAGAUCGUUUUCAAGGAACUAAGAUAAAAGAUAUAGUCUGUCUUAAAAGAUUAUCGUUCAUUACUCUUAUCGUUUACUUUAUUUUCUUUUGAUAUUCUUCGUUUCUCCUUUGUGCAUGUAUGCAACAAAUGUGAAUAUAUAAAGUUGAAUUUUUUUUUGAAAUAUUCUAAAACACUCACGAGAGUUUUUUAUUAAUCAUCAAACGUACUGACAUCGAGUAGUCAGUCUUAUUAGCGACAUUAAAUAUUCUAUUAACGAUUACAAUCACAAUAAUAUAUAAUGUUCACGAUUUUUUUGGUUUUUAUAUCAUUUUUAAUCUUACUACACUAUUUUAUAAAAUACCGAAGAAUAGGAAGACUUCUUGAACUAAUUCCAGGACCAGAAUCAAUUCCGAUAAUAGGUAAUCUCCCAAGAUUUCGAUUAGACAAUGAUGAUGCUUUUGAUGAAAUUAUAAAAAAGGAUAGAAAAUAUUAUCCGGUCUAUAAAAUAUGGUCCUUCUUUUUUGCGUUAGUAAUUCUACUUAAUCCGAAGGAUGUUGAAAAACUAAUGAAAAGUACCAAACAUAUAGGAAAAGGUACUGCUUAUAGAUUCCUAAAACCUUGGCUGUCUGAUGGAUUGCUAAUAACCACUGGUGACAAGUGGCAAGAACGGCGAAAAAUUUUAACGCCUGCCUUUCAUUUUAAUAUCCUUAAACAUUUUGUUAUAACCUUCAACGAGGAGUCAAAGUAUCUUAUAAGCAUACUCAAUAAGGAAUCUAAAGAUGGACCAAUAAUUAAAGAUAUCAUGUCAUUUAUUACCGAGCACUCUUUAAACGCUAUAUGCGAAACUGCCAUGGGUACAUCUUUAAAGGAUAAAAGUGAAUUACAGAGUAAAUAUCGCGAAGCUGUACACGCUUUUGGCAAAAUCGUACCGUACAGAUUGGGGAGACCCUGGUAUCAUUCAGAUUUUAUAUUUUCAUUUACAUCGCUUGGACGAAAGCAGAAUGAACUUUUAAAAACAUUGCACAAUUUUUCCUCAACCAUAAUUGCAGAAAGGAAACGUUUUCAUCAAGAGACCAAAGGGAAAUAUUUACAAAAUAUCGACGAAAUGAAUGAGGAUGACGUAUUCACCAACGGAACCAGCGAUAUUAACAAAAAUCCGUUGAUCAAGAAAAGACUUGCUAUGUUAGAUCUUCUGAUAGCCGCAUCGAUGAACGAUAAUCAAAUCGAUGAUAAAGGAAUUCAAGAAGAAGUCGACACUUUUAUGUUUGCCGGUCAUGACACUACGGCAACAUCAUUAUGUUUUGUUUUGCUCCAUAUUGCAAAAUACAAAUCAAUACAGGAACGUAUAAGAAACGAAAUAAAAGCCGUCAUGCAACAGAACAAUUGCAAUCUGACUAUGUCAAUGCUUAAUGAAUUUUUAUUCAUGGAAAGAUGCAUAAAAGAAUCACUACGUUUGUAUCCCACCAUUCCUUUUAUAGCACGUUACUUGACGGAGGAUUUGCAGUUGGAUAAUUAUUUAAUCCCAGCUGGUGUUAAUUGUCGCGUAAGCAUCUACCAUUUACACAAAAAUCCAGAAUACUGGCCAAAUCCAAAUGUUUUCGAUCCCGAUAGAUUUUUACCAGAAAACAUGAAAGGACGUAAUCCAUAUUCGUACAUACCAUUUAGCGCAGGGUUACGCAAUUGUAUCGGUCAAAAAUUCGCUAUGCUCGAAAUGAAAUUAAUGAUAGCUUACAUAUUACACAAUUAUUAUUUGGAACCAGUCGACGAAUUAGAUGAUAUUAAAAUUACAGGAAAUAUUAUUUUACGUACUUCUAAACCUCUUCGAGUCAAAUUUAUACCAAUAAAAUAAUAACAAUUAAAUCUAUUGUUUCGCUUUAUAAUUUUCCAAUUUAAAUGAAAUACAUCGUAAUUAUAAUGUGA
Messenger RNA from Vespa velutina, 2161 nucleotides. Its product is annotated as cytochrome P450 4C1-like. The transcript has 14 exons. Lineage: Eukaryota; Metazoa; Arthropoda; Insecta; Hymenoptera; Vespidae. Bases 540 to 2090 code for a protein of 516 amino acids. The record is from RefSeq and is a predicted model, not a curated record. Gene Ontology annotation, molecular function: oxidoreductase activity, acting on paired donors, with incorporation or reduction of molecular oxygen; heme binding; iron ion binding.